CAUCAACAGCUCGAACCCGUACUCACUUCGGAUCUCCAGCGCUGCGAUUGCGCCGUUGAAACGAGGUGAAGGCGUGUUUCGCGAGUUCGAUCAACUUGGAUUCUAUUGCACAAUAGCAGCGCCAAUCUACAGAUCACACAUACCUUCAGCAUCACGAACGCCUUGUCACGACCGCUACUAAGAACAAGGCACCAUAUCAGCAUGUGCUCCCUCGAGGCCAGUUUUUGUGGACUGUCCCUCCUCGACUCCGUGGUCGUCCCCAGAAUCUCCAGUCCCGCUCCGCCUUCAGAAGCUACAUUACAAGCACGUUUGGUCAUUCUGCCUGGCACAGUUCAACGUAUGCGCGGGGACCUAGAGCAGCAUAUGUUCGGUCAAUGUGCCAAAUCACUCCAAGCUGAGAUCAUCAACGUCCUCACACGUACAGACCAGCUGCGCCGUUAUGCCCGUUCAGGUGUGACAUUUGAGAAUGUUGGGCCGGACCAUAACGUCAAUGACUAUGGCCGCGAUGUAAUUCUACACAAUAGCAGCAGUGCCGUAUCGGAUGGCCGCGACGAUAGAAGCCGCUGCUGCUUCUGCUUGGAGCCCUACUCAACAAUACACACUGCUUUCGAGAUCACGGCAUGCGCACACUCUGUUGGGAAAGCUUGUUUGUCGACCUGGCUGAACAGCUCAAGUCUGAACGCCAACACAUGUCCGCACUGUCGGGAAGAGCUGUUCGAGCGCCGCGCUCGCCGGCCAGCGGCCCAUCCCAACGAUGGCGAACUGGAGCAACUCGACACUCGGUUUUGGAGAGAGAUAGAUCGACUGUGGGAGCUCGCGAAAUCGCGGGACGAAUUGGGACCUGAGGCUGCAACGAGGUUUUUCAGAAGUGUCAUAGCCGAAAUCAACUACACCUUCUUUGAGAACGACGUCAGCUUCUGCUUGGAAUACGUGGGCGGCCCAAGAUCAACGUUGAAUAUACAAAGUGGGAGCUGGCACAACUAGCCAUCGCCGCUAAGGAGUUUGAUGCUGUCGCGGAGGUAUUCAGCGGACUCGGCUUGGUCGCUGUUUCGUGGAAAUUUUGUCCUCUAAGCAUAAGGAUACGCAAUGCAGUUGUUGUCAACGGUGCGCCAGGAAUCAAGCGCUCCGCUUACAUCAAAACGCAGCAUUCAGACCACAUACAAUGCUGAAGAUUCCACGCUGCUACCCUGAUGAUGAGAUCAGGUAUCCGACCUUACUCAGCUCCCCAGGAGAAUUGUAGUGGAGGCGCAAAGGCCAG
Didymella exigua CBS 183.55 is the source of this 1258-nucleotide messenger RNA. RefSeq lists its product as uncharacterized. The coding region runs from base 202 to 984 and encodes 260 amino acids. The record is from RefSeq and is a predicted model, not a curated record. The transcript has a single exon. NCBI's taxonomy places the organism in Eukaryota, Fungi, Ascomycota, Dothideomycetes, Pleosporales, Didymellaceae.